AUGGCAUCAUCCCUAGAAAAACUCGCAUCCUACUUGGACGAGUAUAAAACUGUAAACGCCGUUUUUGCCAGUAUGGUGACUGAUCCGGAUAAAAUUAAGUUAUUAACGCGAAAGGGUGUUUUCCCCUAUGAGUAUUUCGACUCAAAAAGUAAGCUCGAUGAGACCGAAUUGCCUCCGAAAGAAAAAUUUUAUAGUACUCUUUAUGAUGCCGGUAUUUCUGAUGAAGAUUAUGAGCAUGCGCAGAAAGUUUGGUCCGAUUUCGAUUGUCAAAAUCUCUACGACUAUGUCCACUUGUACAUGAAAACAGAUGUAUUGUUACUUGCUGAUGUCUUUGAAAACUUCCGCGAACAAUGUGUAAUUGCGUACAAGUUAGAUCCUGCACACUAUUAUACGACCCCCGGUUUAACUUGGGAUGCUAUGGUCAAGUACACGAGUAUAGGAUUACAACUUAUAACCGAUAUUGAUAUGAUUAUGUUUGUUAAGUCUAGUAUCAGAGGUGGCAUUAGUCAAUGUUGCAACCGCUAUGCAAAAGCGAAUAAUCCAUAUAUGGAGAAUUUCGACAAAAACGAAGAUACAAGCUAUCUCAUGUACUUCGAUGCCAACAAUUUGUAUGGCUGGGCAAUGGCUCAAUCGCUCCCUUAUGGCGGUUUCAAAUGGGUUCAAAAUGUUGACGACUCUUUUAAUUUUCAUGUACCUGACGAUUCCCCUGUUUGGUACAUCCUAGAAGUUGAUUUGGAGUAUCCGAAAGACAUUCAUGAUACUCAUAAAGACAUGCCAUUCUGCGCUGAAAAUAAGAAACCUCCAUUGUCAAAACAGUUGAAAUUGUUAACCACUCUCAUGCCUAAAGAAAAAUAUGUUAUUCAUUAUCGAACGCUAAAACAAGUUGUGGCAAACGAUAUUAAAAUUGUGAAAAUCCACCGUGUCUUGCAAUUUAAGCAAUCAACCUGGCUUAAACCGUACAUUGACUAUAACACAAUGAUGCGCACCAAUGCUAAAAAUGAGUUCGAAAAGAAUUUGUUUAAGCUUAUGAACAAUGCAGUGUACGGCAAGACGAUGGAAAAUGUCCGCAAACAUGUUGACAUUAAACUCGUCACAAAAUGGUUUGGUCGCUAUGGAGCUGAAGGUCUAAUCUCCCGCCCAAAUUUCAAAAGUCGAGCGAUUUUCGACGAAAAUCUAGUUGCUAUUGAAUUGCGCAAAGUCGAGGUACUGCUCAACAAACCCAUCUAUGUAGGGUUAAGUGUGCUUGAUAUAUCUAAGACGCUAAUUUACGAUUUCCAUUAUGGUCACAUGUUGAAAAAAUACGGCGAUGCUUGUAAACUGCUGUAUACCGAUACAGACAGUCUUAUCUACGAAAUCAAGUGUGAAGAUAUUUACAAAGACAUGAAAAAAGAUAUUGACAAGUUUGAUACAUCUGAUUAUCCCGCGAAUAACGUCUAUGAUAUUCCGCAAGUCAACAAAAAAGUCCUCGGCCUCAUGAAAGAUGAGUGCAACGGCAGAAUUGUAACUGAAUUUGUUGGCUUGCGGAGUAAGAUGUACAGUGUACGCGUCGAAGAUAAAGAUUUUAUUAAAAAAGCUAAAGGUGUUAAAGCCGGCGUUGUUAAAAAGACAAUUCAAUUUGAUGAUUAUGUAAAAUGUCUGCGAGAUUUUGACAUUCAAACUCGAACACAAUAUAAUAUUCGAUCGCGGCUUCACAAUCUUGAAACUGUGAAGCAGGUUAAAGUAGCUUUAAGUCCGCAAGACGACAAGCGGUAUUUGUUACAGGGGAGUACCGAUACUCUACCGUGGGGUCACUAUGCGAUCCCAAAUCUCGACAAUUUGUAA
Molecule: messenger RNA, 1821 nt
Organism: Leptopilina boulardi
Lineage: Eukaryota; Metazoa; Arthropoda; Insecta; Hymenoptera; Figitidae
Exons: 1
Coding region: 1-1821 (606 amino acids)
Source: RefSeq, a predicted model, not a curated record